AUGGCUGUCGCGGAAAAUGUUGGUGUGAAGGUGGACUCUUCUAAUAAUCAGAAUAUAGACAACAACACUACUUCAUUAGUAGAGACAAAACCAUCAUGUUCUGAUGAUCAGACACCUAAAUCCAAAUCCUCUGUUCUAACAAACGAAUUGAUCCAAAGAACCAGUGAAGUGAAUCUCAAGAGUGAGAUAAGUCAUUUGAAUCCGAUGGCUAAGGAAUUUGUCCCUUCUUUUCUGGCUCAAACCCACCACUCUGAGUUUUGGGGAAAUAGAUUCUGGUUUACUAACCAUUUUCCAAAGCAAACUAUUUUUCUUAUUGGCCAGUUUGCUACAAUGAGAAGGAACUUUGGCAAAGGGAGGCCAUGGAUAACCAAAAAAACAAACUUGGUUCAGAAUGAAGAUAUGAUCAAGAGAACUGUAUAUGUCUCAGACAUCGAUAACCAAGUUACUGAGGAGCAGCUUGCAAGUCUCUUUCUUUCUUGUGGCCAGGUUGUUGAUUGCCGUAUGUGCGGUGACUAUAAGUCCAUUCUUCGUUUCGCCUUCAUUGAGUUCACCGAUGCAGAGGGAGCUAGGUCUGCUUUACGAAAAUCCGGUACUAUGUUUGGUUCUCAUCCUAUUAGGGUUUUUAUGUCCAAAACAGCUAUUGCGCCUGUUAACCCGUCUUUCCUUCCACAAUCCAAGGACGAGCUAGAGAAGUGUGGAAAGACUGUUUAUUGUACCAACAUUGACAAGGAGGUCACUAAGAUGGAGUUGGAAAAUUUCUUUAAAACAGUUUGUGGGGAGGUUCACCAUCUGAGGUUGCUUGGAGACUUUUACCACCAAACCCGCAUUGCUUUUGUCGAAUUUAAGCUGGCAGAAAGUGCAAUUUCUGCUCUUAAUUGCAGUGGUGUUGUCUUGGGAGAGCUCCCAAUAAGGGUAAGCCCGUCAAAGACGCCAGUGAGGCUACACCACUCUGAUUUAAACUAA
Molecule: messenger RNA, 963 nt
Organism: Arabidopsis thaliana (thale cress)
Lineage: Eukaryota; Viridiplantae; Streptophyta; Magnoliopsida; Brassicales; Brassicaceae
Gene: CID13
Product: CTC-interacting domain 13
Exons: 10
Coding region: 1-963 (320 amino acids)
Molecular function (GO): nucleic acid binding; RNA binding; mRNA binding
Source: RefSeq, marked reviewed